Messenger RNA from Sitodiplosis mosellana (orange wheat blossom midge), 3192 nucleotides. RefSeq lists its product as uncharacterized. The record is from RefSeq and is a predicted model, not a curated record. The transcript has 4 exons. Gene Ontology annotation, molecular function: ligand-gated monoatomic ion channel activity. Gene Ontology annotation, cellular component: membrane. Lineage: Eukaryota; Metazoa; Arthropoda; Insecta; Diptera; Cecidomyiidae. The coding region runs from base 1633 to 3060 and encodes 475 amino acids.
GACGUUUUUAUAAGUCGUUUUUAUGCGCACGGGUUCAGUUGUCAUAAAGUGUUUUUAUCAAUCUCUUUAACAUCACCAAAUGAUGACCGCAACUAUUUUCAAGAGGAUUUAAUUAGCAGUUUGGUUGUGCAUACAAAACUAGAAAAGUACAGAUAAACCUUAGCACUAGCAAUCUGUGCCAUUUUUCAUAAGGCGUCUCCACUCGCAUUGAGUUUGUAUUGUAAAUGUUAAGGUGCGUGCAACGCCCUUCAAUGUAAAAAGCAAUACAAGUGGAGAUGAUACACGGGAUUUAUCUGUACUUUCACGUACAACAUUUUAAAUGAAGUUGAUCAAUCACGUCAUGGAAACAGGAACGUUUUCAAUUUGAUAUUGAUUGAUCGAAGUGCUUUAUUGGUGUGAGUUUUGAUGUUCAUUCGAAAAGCAUUUCUCUCGAUUCUUUGUUGAUAUAUCAUUUUAUAAUAACACAUAAUUUUAUUUAAUUGUUCUAUUUUCUCUAGGAAAAUCAUCAACUUCUCAACCAUGCACACUUUUCACUUUUACCAACACUUUUUGAUCGUGUUAACACAAAGUAUGCCAAAUAUUUGGGAGUCUUUGCGCAAUAUUUUUGAAAUUGCCAUGAAAUUGGGACUGUUGAACGUGAAUGCUUUGAUUGAAGAGAAAAUCUCCAACAUUUUAGCCAUUUUUCAAAUAACUACAGUUUUAUAUUCGAUGGCUUUCAUUGUGUUUGUAAUGGAAGUUUUUGUGUGUACUAAUAGAUACAUCAGGAAAGUGUUGGACGAUUUGACUUAUUAGCUUAUGGUUUAUCGUUGACUCAAUUUUCAAUAGAAACGAAUAUUCACUAGCCGAAACAGUUAGAAUAAAUGAAAUAGUUAUUUGUCCCUUCAUAAUAACACGUCCAGAGAAUGUGUCAUCAAAUAUAAAAGCAUUACAAUCGAUUGACGUUUUAUUACUAAUAAUCAAAAUAAUCAUCAGCUAAGUGCAAGCGACUUGAAUGCUUUUUCUUUACUUGAAAAUCGUUAGUACUGGCCCCAAAGCCGAUUGGGAAACUGAAGUUUUGCUCUCUAAGACACUUUCAGUGAGUGUUUUAUUCAUUUAUUUUUCAAUAUGAAAUACAUAUUACUGUUUUACCUUGAUGUUUUGAUCGUCAGGUGUAAUGUUUUGUUCAAUGAGAAAAAUAGAAAUGGCGCAAAUAUUCCGACUGAAAUUAUCAGCAACUACUUACAUAAGUAUCUUCAUUGUGAAGAAAAAUUCCUAUCAAUUUCUUCAUCGUCGGACGAUGAUGAUGAUCAAAAAUAUUUCCAACAAGAUAUUAUGACCAAUUUAAUUGUUCAUUCUAAACUUGGAAAUUUCACGUACAACAUUUUGAAAAAAAUUGACCAAAGUCGAGCAGGAAAUAAGAAUAUCUUUAAUUUAAUUUUUGUUGAUACAAGUGCAUCGAUUAGGUGAGUGUAAAAUUCAUCAUGUUUCCGUACCCAAAGUGAGUGAAACAAAUGUUUUUUCCCCUUUUCGUUUAGAAAAAUAUUGAACCGAUCAACUGUGCAGACAUUCCAUUUAUUUCAACAUUUUCUAAUCAUUCUUACGCAAAGUGUGGAAAAUAUUUCGGAUUCUUUGCAAGAAUCUUUCGCGAUUUUAAUGACACUGGGUUUGAUGGACGUGAAUAUUUUAAUAAACGACAAAAUUUCAACUCUGUGGUCUCUUCAUUUCUACAAACCAUACAUAAGGAAUUGCAAUUCGUUCGAAAUAUUCAACAUAAACACAUUUUCUCCACAAAAUUACACAAAUGAUUUAGAUAUUCCAUUUAAUGAAUUAUUUCCUAGAAAACAGUUUACAUUUUCCAAAUGCCCGCUCAACAUUUCCACGUUUUCGUUUGAACCGUUUGUGAUUAUUCGUGAUGGAUCGAAUGGAUCCACUUUAUACGACGGAGUAGAUGUUAUAAUCGUCAGUGAAAUUUCAAAGACGCUUAGCUUACAGCCAACUUUCAUACAGAGAACUCGAGGAAUGGUCUAUAAAAAUGGCUCAUCAACCGGUGCAUUAAAAAUGGUCAUCGAUGGUGAUGUAAACAUGACCAUUGGAAUUUAUACUCCAUCUUUGGAGAGAUUAACAGUGAUGGCAAGCACACAUUCAUACAUGCAGACAGCUUUUGUUUUUGCAUUUGUUCGAGGUAGCAAAACCUCACUGUCGAGAUUACUGGAGCCGUUUCAGAAUAGCGUAUGGAUUUCUAUUGCUGCACUUCUGGCGAUUUCAAUUACGAUUAUUUUAUUGACGAAAAAGUUGUCAAGACGAUGGCGACAUUUCAUAAUCGGUGGUCGAAUAAAUCGAACGCCAAUUUUAAAUUUAAUAAAUGUUUUGAUUGGCAACGUUAUUUCAAAUCCACGAAUGAUAAAGAGUCGAUAUUUUAGUGUUUUUUCCCGAUCUUUGACAAUACUCUGGAUAUUCUUUUGGCUCAUUAUCCGGAAUUCAUAUCAAGGCUCACUUUAUGAGGCUUUGCAAAGCCAACGUGUGAAGUCUCCGUAUGAUACAGUCGAAAAAGUACGGUCGUCAAAAGCUGAAAUUCACAUAAUAAGCACUGCAAUCGCACUUAUUCCUGACGGUUUUAACAACUCAAAAAGACUUGUGGAACAUGAUUACGAUGCAAUCACCGCCCUACGUAAGUUAUCGAAUGGCGAUUGGAAAGGUCUAGUUUUCACAAAUGAUGUCACCAUUAACUAUUUCAAUUUGAAAAAUAAAUUCAAGCGCCGUGUAAGCAACACUCGUGACAUAGUUCGACCAAUCACUCCCGUGUUCUAUUUCAACAAAAACUCAAUUCUCACGGAGAUGUUCAAUCGAAAAAUUGAAAAUUGCAGAGAAUCCGGUCUAAUAUCUCACUGGACAGCACCAUACAAACAUAAACGCAAAAGAGAUAAGCAUAAAAAACCAACAACUUUAGACGUUCCGCAUAUUUUGGCCAUAAUUCAAAUAUCUGCGUUUUUGUAUUUAAUUGCGUUCAUUAUAUUUGUAGUCGAAAUGAUCAGUUAUAAACACGAACGUAUGAGAAGGUGUUUGGAAUUUUUCACUUAUUAGAAUUAACGCAUUUAUAUUGAUAGAGUUUCGUGGAAAUUAAUUUGUAAAAUCAAUACGGCCGCACAUUACAUGACACAUUGUGUGUCCUUUCUUUCUAUAACUUAUAAUCAAAAUCAUUCAAACCGUAGCUAA